GACAUCUCAAUUGGAGAUGCUCUAAAGAGCCAAACAAUGUCCAAAGUAGAUCGAUAGAAACUCUCACGGAACCUUAAUUCUUGAACUAAAUAUUAGAAUUGCUAAUUUAGGGUUUGGGACUACAAAGCAAUGAAGCAGAACUCAUUCCCUUUUGCAUUCCCAUAACAAUUUGUGAGCUUGUAUUACCAUGGACAGAUAGACUGCUGCAACGGUAGUGUCUGGGUAAACUCCUGUACCUACUGUGAUGGUGCAGCUGUUGAAAGCCCAAAUUAAUGGGCUAGCCAGGCAAUCAGAGAUUCUAAUUUCAUGGAAGGAACCCUUCAGAUUUUUAGGGUUUGUCAUUGGUGGCAGAACAUACAGAACACUUCAUUGCAGAGACUCUUAUCACCAUACCUACUUGCUACAGCACUGUAAAAGCACCAUAUCGAUCAAAAAACUCCAUGCCCGGAUAAUUACUGGAGGUUUUGAGCAAAACCCAUUUGUUGUUGCAAAGCUAGUUGGCAAGUAUGUCGAGUGCAGUGAAUCAAGCAUGGAAGCUCCACGUAAGCUGUUUGAUAAAUUGCUUGAGAGAGACGUUUUUGUGUGGAACAUGGUUAUUCAGGCUUAUGCAAAUGUGGUUCCUUUUGUUGAAGCCCUCAAUGUGUAUGAUAGAAUUCGGUUCAGUGGUGUACCUGCAAACCGGUACACCCACCCUUUUGUGCUCGAGGCUUGCGGUGCAAUGAGAGAUGUAAAAAGAGGUCGGAUUGUUCAUGGACAUGUCGUGAAAUGUGGACUCGACUCGGAUUUGUCUGUUGGGAAUGCCCUUAUUGCCUUGUAUUCCAAGUGUGAGGAGAUUGAGAUAUCGAGAAGAGUGUUCGAUGAAAUACCUGAGAAAGAUUCUUUCAGUUGGAAUUCCAUGAUUUCGGGGUACACGACAAGUGGGAAUCCUCAUGAAGCUCUCAUGGUUUUUCAUUCCACGCUGCAAGAUCAUGCCACAUGCUUGCCUGACCAUGCCACUCUUGUUUGCAUUCUUCCUGCUUGUGUUGAAGCAUCGGCUAUUGAAGUUGAAUUUUGGAUUCAUUCUUACAUUACAUAGCCAAUUAUGAAAGCCGAUGCUGUUUUAGGCAGCGCUCUCAUUACAAUGUAUGCAAAUUGUGGUCGCGUAACCACUGCCAGAGUUAUUUUUGAUCAAAUCAGCGAGAAUACUGUGAUCCUGUGGAGUGUGAUUAUCCGGUGUUAUGGAAUGCACAGGCAUGUAGAUGAGGCACUCCAAGUGUUUUCGCAGUUUGUGGAGACUGGCUUACGCCCGGAUGGUACUGUAUUUUUGUGUUUACUGUCCACUUGUAGUCACUCAGGGAUGAUCACAAAAGGCUUGGAACUUUUCGAGAAAAUGGUAGAUUAUGGAGUAACAAUAAGCGAGAAACACUACGCCUGUGUAGUUGACCUUCUGGGAAGAGCUGGGUUACUUGACCAGGCGGUCGAGCUUAUUAGAAGCAUGCCCAUGGAGGCAGGGAAAGAUGAAUAUGGUGCCUUGCUUGGAGCCUGUAGAAUACAUAAUAACAUAGAACUCGCCGAAGAAGCUGCGGGAAAGUUGUUUGUUUUGGACCCCGAAAAUGCUGGGAGGUACAUUCGUCUAGUCAUCAUCUAUGAAGAUGUGGGCAGAUGGGAGGAUGCUGGUAGAGUGAGGAAGCUACUGAGAGACAACAACGUCAAGAAGCCAACUGGAAGUAGUUCGGUUGAGGUGGAUUGUAUGUAUCACACAUUUGAAGCGGAUGACGAAUCUCACCGGUAUACAGACCAGAUUUUCAACACAUUGCAGAGAUUGGAUACGAUAAUGGAAGAAGAAACAGUGAUGGUUUAAUGUGAUUGUCGUGCCUCAAUAGAGUUACACGAUUUGAAUUCGACAGUGUCACCGUUAGAGCAA
Messenger RNA from Pyrus x bretschneideri (Chinese white pear), 1903 nucleotides. Its product is annotated as pentatricopeptide repeat-containing protein At3g03580-like. Gene Ontology annotation, biological process: RNA modification. The transcript has a single exon. Gene Ontology annotation, molecular function: protein binding; RNA binding. Lineage: Eukaryota; Viridiplantae; Streptophyta; Magnoliopsida; Rosales; Rosaceae. Bases 245 to 1075 code for a protein of 276 amino acids. The record is from RefSeq and is a predicted model, not a curated record.